AUUAAACAGUUUUCAGAUAGAUAGUGCACAAUUCCUUUAAUUCAACAUAAUAUUUUACUGACAAAGAAAGAAUAACAAAAUAAAUCAAAGUGAGACGUUAAAAAAAGAUCCAGUGAAAUAAAAAGUUUGUGAAUUAUACUAUAAAGCAGAUACAGCAACAGAGAUCAUGAGAGGCAUAAGAAAUUCCAUAAGUCUUCAUAAAUUUGCAACAUCUCCAAAAAAUCGAACAGCGUACUUGUGCUUAGUGGCAUCACAGCAACUUCACAACAAUAAUAAUAGUAAUAAUAUCUAUAGCUGCUUACAUCAAGGAAACUCAAUAAGCCUAACAAAUGUUCGAUAUUUUCAUUUAACACAUGUCUGUGAUAAGUCUUCUACAAAGGAUCCCACUAAUGGAAACGAUAAAAGUUCAUCAAAUACACCAACAAAUGGGGGUGGUUCCAGCAGCAGCAAUGGAGGUGAUAAGGGAAAUAAUGGUAAAGACAAAAAGAAUACAUUGUCAUGUCCAAAAUGUGGUGAUCCAUGCACUCACGUUGAAACAUUCGUGAAUGCAACAAGAUUUGUAAAAUGUGAGAAAUGUCAUCAUUUCUUUGUGGUGCUUAGUGAAAUGGAUUCCAAGAAGACUGUCAAGGAGGAGUCAAUUAAAGGAACAAAAAAGCCUCCACCACCCCCAAAAAAGAUUAUGGAAUAUCUUGAUCGACAUGUUGUGGGACAAGAGCUUGCUAAGAAAGUACUUUCUGUAGCUGUUUAUAAUCACUACAAACGAAUCUAUCAUAAUUUACCUCCACCAGCAUCAAGCAAUAAUUCGUCACAAUCUAUUGAUUCAAUUAGCAGAGGAAACGAUUUGUUGCACAUUUCUGGCAUUGGGCAUACUAUGAUGAGUUCAGCUCCAACGGAAGUUCCAAGACCACCACUUUCACCACCACAACAGCAUCAUCCAGGAUCUGAGUUAUUGGAUGAGAAGAAUCAUGCUUUGAAAUUGGAAAAGAGUAAUAUUUUGAUGUUAGGUCCAACUGGCUCGGGAAAGACUUUAUUAGCACAAACUAUCGCCAAAUGUUUGGAUGUUCCAUUUGCCAUUUGUGACUGUACUACAUUGACUCAAGCUGGAUAUGUUGGCGAAGAUAUUGAAAGUGUUAUCGCUAAGUUACUUCAAGAUGCUAAUUAUAGCGUCGAAAGAGCUCAAACCGGAAUAGUUUUUCUUGACGAGGUCGAUAAGAUCGGAGCAGUGCCAGGAAUUCAUCAAUUACGUGAUGUUGGUGGUGAAGGUGUUCAACAAGGAAUGCUCAAAAUGCUUGAAGGAACCAUCGUUAAUGUUCCCGAGAGAAAUUCUCCACGUAAAUUGCGUGGCGAGUCUGUACAGGUUGAUACAACAAAUAUUCUUUUUGUCGCUUCUGGUGCUUAUACAGGGCUGGAUCGUCUCGUUGCUAGACGCUUGAAUGAAAAGUACUUGGGAUUCGGAAUGCCAGCAACAUCGUCUGAGGGACGUCGUGCAGCUCAAGCAAGUGCCGCUCCAAUGGAUAAUGAUCAAGUCGAACGUGAUGCGAAUUUAAAGAAAGUUCAAGCUAGAGAUUUGGUUGAAUUUGGAAUGAUACCCGAAUUUGUUGGACGUUUUCCUGUUCUAGUUCCAUUUCAUUCAUUAGAUAUUGAUAUGUUAGUAAGGAUUUUAACGGAGCCUAAAAAUGCUCUCGUUUCACAAUACCGUGCUCUGCUUGGAAUGGAUCAAGUUGAGCUCACAUUCUCAUCCGAAGCUUUAAAAGCUAUCGCAAAACUAGCUAUGGAGCGUCAAACAGGAGCAAGAGGAUUACGAGCCAUUAUGGAAUCGUUGCUUCUUGACCCAAUGUUUGAAGUUCCGGGCUCAGAAAUCAAGGGUGUUCAUAUAACAGAGGAAUGUGUUUUGGGAUCAUCUCCAAUUUACAUCCAUCGCUCAACCAGUGCAUCAUCUUCGUCAGAUAAUCCAGAACAGACAGGUACAACCACAGAAGAGGAGGAAAAUAGAAAAUACCGCGUAAAGCAAUGAGACUAGGAAAAAAAUUUUAAUUGAUUUGCAGCAUCCUUAUUGUUUUCUUCUAUAUACCUACUUUUUUGGUUAAUAAGUUACUUUAAAAAAAAAAGAUAUGAAAUAUUUUUUUUUCUCCCGGUUAUUUCAGAUUUCUGCUCUAGUAUGUUAUGAUAUAUUU
Molecule: messenger RNA, 2174 nt
Organism: Chironomus riparius
Lineage: Eukaryota; Metazoa; Arthropoda; Insecta; Diptera; Chironomidae
Source: the annotation of a GenBank genome assembly